This is a messenger RNA of Purpureocillium lilacinum, 3570 nucleotides long. RefSeq lists its product as uncharacterized. The record is from RefSeq and is a predicted model, not a curated record. Lineage: Eukaryota; Fungi; Ascomycota; Sordariomycetes; Hypocreales; Ophiocordycipitaceae.
AUGGAUCCAAGACAGCACCAGCACCAGCAGCACCAGCACCCGUCCCAACACCAGCAGCAUCAUCACCAUCAGCGCCAGCCUGUCCUUGGCCCUGGUCAUCAUCAACAACAGCAGCAGCAGCAGCACACCGCGCCCGCGCCUCACCCCCGCGCGCCCGCCUUGCGCCCGGAGCCGACUCCCGAUUACCACAGCCACAGCAACAGCCACUUCGCCGUUGCCGCUCCACCUGCGACGUCGUCGUCCUCGUCGCCCUCGCCGUCGCUUUACCCUCCCCGAGCUCCCGCGACGCGAUCGCCCGCCGCCAGCAACUCGCCCUUCUCCGCGCGCGCUGCCGGUCCUUAUGCGACUGCCGACCACCGACGGACGAGCGACACGCCGUACUACCCGCCUGCUGCUCGCUCGAGCUUGCCCGACCUGGGCCACAGCCGCGCCCAGAGCGCCUCGUCGCUCCCGUCAGCUAGGGAGCUGAAUCGCACCAUGCCUCCGCCGACCUCGCCGCCCCAGCCGGGCGCUCCUCCGCCGCCGUCUCAUCAUCAACAGCAUCAAGGCGGCAUGGGCUUCGGACCCCCACCCCCGAGACCGCCGCCCGUCGCCGUCGGACCCCCGACCUCGUUCCCCUCUGGCCGCGAGCUCCCUGCGCUGAGCUCUCUCACGCGCUCGGGUAGCGGCGGCAGCUCCAUGUCCAUCUCCUCGAUGCUUGGCGGCCCGCCGCCGGCUUCGCGCGACUCUCAGCCGCCGCCCCAACACUACCCUCCGCACACGUCAGCGCCGCCGCCCGGCUCAGGUCCUGGCUACGCGCCGCCUGUCCACGCGUCGCCGCGGAUGCACUCGGCCUCGUCAGACUACCCGCCCUUCCGACGACCGCAGACGCCCGACCACCAGCGACCGUACGAUCCCCGCGGCGGCACCGCGCCGUCGCCUCGAGGCGGACACUACUCUACACCCGAGGUGCAGCGCUACGGGACGCCUGGGGCAGGCUACCACGCGCGUCAUCCGUCGGCGCCUGCCGACACGUCCAGGGAGCCUGGAAGGAUGUCUACCGGCCCGGCGCCGACCCCCAACGCGCCACCGAAGCCGUACGGGAGCAUGCCGCCUCACAUGGGCAGGCCUGAAGACCCGUACGCCCGGCGGGAAGAGCCUGGCCGACCCGGACCCGGCAUGGACUAUCCCGAGCGAUCGGGGCUGCGGCCGUAUCCGUACGACGAUCGAUAUCGAGCCGAGCGGGAACGACAGACCCAACCCGAACGAGAUCGCGAGGGGCGCGAGCGUGCAUACUCUGGUGGCGAUGCGCACCGACACAUGAUGUCCCCUCACGAGAUGGGACAUCGCGAGCCGCCUCAACCCCAGGGUCCUUACGGCCGGCCGCCCGACGCUCGCGACCAGCGCGAUCCUCGGGAUUCUCAGUGGGGACGCCACAGCGCCGAGUCGAGCUAUCGUGCUCCCAUGGACCACCCACGACAAGAAUAUCCCCCGUCGACGACAUACCCGCCGCAUCACGCGGCGUAUCAAACCGCGCCCCCUGAGCGAUACCCGCCGGCGUCGCACCCACCCCAACACCCCCCGCCGCAUGCAAACGCGCCGCCGCAGCCGUACGACUCGCCCGACCGCGCUCGAAUGGAUCACCUGCACCAACAACAGCAGCAGCAACAGCAACCACAGCCACACCAUCCGCUGCACCGGCCGCGGCCAGGCGAGGAAGCGCCGCCGCCUCCUCCGUCGAUCGCGUACAACGGCGCCGGCCACAUGCCGCCUGGGUACGACGCGUCGCGCAACAGGAGCUCCGAAGAGGCACCGGGACCAAACAGCCACCAGCGAAACUUGCUCGCGGUGCAGGACAUGAACCGCAAGGGUCGCCUUUCGCCCUUGCCUCAGGCCGUGCAAGGGGCGCAGCCCCAGCAGCCGGGACCAGCAGCGGAGCCAGGCAUUAAGAGCGAGUUUGGCCGCAUGUUUUCCGGCAUUGGGAGCGGAGUCGGCGCCAUCGGGGCAUCGAGCCCCAUGACAUCCGGCGCCGUGGCUGCGUAUGGGAGCCAGGCGAAUGUGAGCGUGCCGCCGAAGCGCGAGGAUGCAGAGGCCGCCGCCCCGGACUCCGGACCCGAGGGCACCAAGCCAGCCAAGGGCCGCCGCCGCAAACUCAAGGACGAGGACAACAAAGACGACGACAGCUCCGGCCGGGUGACUCCCGGGGGACGCGCCAACAAACGCACCAAGGGCCAUCAGCACCAUCACCACCAGUACGCACUGCAUCCCUUUCCCCAAGAGCUAUCUGGCCUGUCUAACCAGGGACCUAGCCACCACCACCACCAUCACCACCACGGACCCGAAGGCACCGCUUCCCCGACGGGAGGCGCCGCGCCCCUCAAGAACCUCAAGGGAGGACCGGCCGUUGCGUCUCCGACAGACAAGUCCGUUCCACACCAUCAUCAUCACCACCAUCACGGACCAAAGGCGGCACAGACGCCGGCCGCGCAGGCCAAGCAACCAGCCCCGGCCCCGGCACCUGUAAUUCCCCCCAAGCCCAAGACCAUCAUCUCCAACAAGGCAGUGCUGGAUGCGGUCGCCGAUCGGCUGCGUCACCACCUGGGCGACUUCAUCUACGAACCUGGACUCAAGCCUGGGCGGCUGCUGCCCGACACCCCCAGCCACCGGGGUUUCUCGUCCAACCCGACACCUCUCCCGUGGGAGACCAUCAAGGGCAAGGAGAACUGCAUCCUGACGGUCAAGGUGCCGCGGGUGCACCUCGUCCCGUUGGCCCGUGAGGAAAUAACCUCCAGGGCGUACCUUUGGGGAACCGACGUGUACACGGACGACUCGGACGUGGUGGCGGCAUGCAUCCACAGUGGCUGGAUCAAGGGCGAAUGGGUCGAGGACGUCGACGCAUCGAUGCUCGACCUGGAAGACGUUGGUCGGAGGAAGCCGAAGAACCAGCCGACCGAGACCAUGCCGCCCGGAUCCGAAGGCCUCAUCACCGCGCCGCCCACGUCUGGCCCGCUGUCUGUGCCGGCGGAUAGAGACCUGCACGUCAACGUGCUGAUCCUGCCGCGGCUGGUCAAGUACGCGGCGACGACGAGGCAUGGCAUCACGAGCCGCGAGUUUGGCGGGCAGUUUGGCACCCGCCACGCGGUCCACGACGGCAUCAGCUACAUGGUGAAGAGCAUACGCUGGGUCGAGAACGGGGGCCAGCCGCAGGCGCGGCUACGCGGCAAGGCACGACGAGAGCGGAUGCGCAAGGCCAUGAAAGAGGUGACGGCCAGCUUUGGCAACAUGAACAGCCUAGAGCAGCACCCGGCGCAGGAGCAGCAGCCGGACAAGGACCAAAGCGGGGUCCUGCGCAGCGAAAUCGCGGCGAACUGGCACAGGAAGGAGGCGGAGCACGCCCCGACGGAGACGGCCGAGAACGGCGGCGAGAAGGCGCGCGACCCCAGCGAGGGCGACAAGGAGAACUGGCUGUCCCAGGACAAGACUGCCGCGGAUCCUGCGCCCGAGGCGGCCCCGGCGCCGGCUACGGGCAAGGACGUCGAGAUGGCCGAAGCCGAGGCGCCGCAGAAGACGGCGACCGAGGAGGAAAAGUGA